Molecule: messenger RNA, 4301 nt
Organism: Osmerus eperlanus (European smelt)
Lineage: Eukaryota; Metazoa; Chordata; Actinopteri; Osmeriformes; Osmeridae
Exons: 8
Coding region: 25-3705 (1226 amino acids)
Cellular component (GO): synapse
Source: RefSeq, a predicted model, not a curated record
GAAGGAAGAAGAAGAGGAGGUGUGAUGACCAAUGGAACGGUGUCCAUUCCACGGAAACCCAGCAGGCCCAAGACCGCCUCAACCCGCCAGGAGAGGAAUUCCUGCUCCUCCACCGUUUCCUGCCCCGUGUUCUCCGUCAGCCACAGCGACCAGGAUGAUGACCCGCCACCCCGCUGUCCCUCCAGCCUCUCCUCCCCCACCCUCCAGGGCUCUCUUUCCAACUUCCACUCUCCAAAGGGCUCCAUCCCCAGCCUCCAGGGAUCAACAAACAGCCUCCACUCGUCCAACUCGAGCUCCAAGGGGUCCAUAUCUAGCCUCAACUCAUCUGCAUCCAGAACUAAAGUCUAUCUUCCGAACCUCUUUGGCUCUCUCUCCAGCCUUCAAGGAUCCUUACCCAGCCUAAUGGGCUCGAUCUCUGGAUUGAAACGUUCACUGGGCAACAACGACAGAGACGGAAUGAACCCCAGUCCCGUUCGUAACCUGAGUUCCCCCAGCCCCAUCCUUCGUAGCACCAGCCCCGGCUUCCGCAGCCCCAGCCUGCAGGGCUCCAGCUCCAGCCUGCGCAGUGGCAGCUCCAGUGAGGAUGACAGUUGGGACACCAACAGCUGGAGCUCGGGUGCCACCUGCCUCCUGCGUUCCUCCAUCAAGCAGCACAGCCAGGAGGUGUUCUUGGCCCGGGCCGGUUCUGGGCCUCGCCUCGAUGACCUUACCUCCGCAAGUGACUCCGAGAACAUCUACCAGAACCUGGAUCUCUCCGCCCUGGGAGAUGACCCUGGGCCCUGGAUUGACAGCCGUGACGAGGAAGUUCCAGAAUGGCCCACUGUGAAAAAAGAGAUCCCUCAGAAACCACCCAGAUGGAACUCACCUCAGAGCCAACCCACCCAACCCAGUCAUAACCGAAAAGAGCCAGGACAGAAACAGACAGCCCAGUCCAGCCACAACCGGAAGGAGUCCCCUCAAAACCAAACAGCACAGCCCAACCAGAGCAGCAUAUCUGCCCCUUCAGCCCAGCGGGUACAAAGGCUGGAGAACCGCCUCAAAUUCUCCCAGUUCCUGGAUGAGGUGGCAUGUAGUGUGUUGGGGACUGGAGGUGACCCACCCUUCAGUCCCCUCCCUCCCAAGGACCCAGCAGGCCCACCGAUCAUACCUCCGCCUCCAGCCUCCUGGUGUGACACAGGCAGUGGAGGCCACUCUGUGCUCCAAACCAUCAACGAGCAUGACCCUGCAGACUUCCACAAACGGAAUUGGUGUUUUCCCAGCUGCAAGGUGCUACUACCUGGGGAGGACCAAGACAGGGUGCUGCUACAUGGGAAAGGAGGCCUGAAGAAGGUGCUCAUGUUUGGAGAAGACCCAAAGAGAGAGUUGCAACCUGGAAAAGGAGGAUUGCGGAGGGUCAGGGAGGAGAACUUUUAUUCGGAGCCUUCAGGGAAGGCUUACCUGGAGACAGACAUAGACGUUCUGAGACGACGAGACGAACUGGAGGCUAACGGAUCCCUGGAAAGAGAGGACAAAGGAAGAGAUGCAUUAUGGGACAGAGGCAAGGAGAGGGAGAAAAGAGGAGGGCAUGCAAGGCCUGAGCCUUUCAGCAGGGGCAUGGAGAGGGGGUCCCCCAGGGACAGUCCCUGUCCUGUCUUCAGCUGGCCUGAGGGUUACCCCAGAGUACCAUUCAGGUCCACCUCCCUGCCCAGACCUGUCGCCAAUUCUGAACCAAAUGGAGAGAUGCCUGAUGCAAGUUCCUUCCAUGACCACAAGGAGGACCUACGCAAGCGUCUGUCCUACACCACCCACAAGCUAGAGAUGGUGGAGUCAGAGUUCGACUCCACCCGCCAGUACCUGGAGACGGAGCUUCGUCGAGCUCAGGAGGAGCUGGACAAGUUCACAGACAAACUGCGCAGAAUCCAGAGCAGUUAUGCAGCGCUGCAGAGGAUCAACCAGGAUCUGGAGGACAAGAUGCACAGGACGACCCAGCACCAUGACGAUGAGAAGCGAGCUCUGAGCAGAGAGAUCAUUGUUCUCAACAACAACCUCAUGGAGGCCAAGCUCACCAUAGAGAAGCUUCGAGAUGACAACGACCUGUACAGGAAGGAUUGUAAUCUGGCUGCUCAACUGUUGCAGUGCUCCAAGUCACACUACAGGGCUCACAAGCUGUCUGAGCUGCCUGUUGACUUCCAGGAGAGGGUGAGCACUCACAUAGAGAAGCACGGGCACAGUGGUGGCGUCACUAUGGCCAUGUGCCACUCCCCUUACUCUGAUGCCGUUCCCACGGCGAUCAUUGCCAAGGUUCUGGAAAAGCCUGAGCCAGGAAGCAGCUGCCCAGUUACGCGCUCGCCAAGCCCCUCCCCCCAGGACAGCAACUUCCUGUCUAACGACAUGGGGACAGGAAGCACGGAUCAUCUUAACCGUCGCACGGCUUACAAGAUGUCUGACCUGUACAGCAGCGACACUGCUCUAUACUGCCCAGAGCGCUGGCAGGAGCGCAGGCAAAGCGUUGAUGUCCAUGGUGGCCUCCACCUGCAGGCCCAGCUCUCCACCGACAGCAACCCAGAAGAGGAGGCCUUCAUGUCAGGCAGCUUCUUGCAGGGCCGCCCCACCUCCUUCCAGGCCUCCAGCUCCUACUCCAGCUUCAGUGUGGCUUCGGACGAGAAGGGGGAAGCUCAAGACCCUGGCAGCACGCUCUCCUCCUCCCACCAGGGCCUUUACAUGGACUGGCGUGAUGACUACGAACACAAGAGCACGUCCUCCUACGACAAGGACACCAUGUCCUGCUAUGACAAAGACAGCUUCCCCAAGUCGCUCAGCUUCCAGAACGUGGCUCCGCCCCGGAGCCCCCAGACGGGCACCGGAGGCCGCAUCAUCGCCUCGCCGGCAUACACCAGGACAGCUUCCUGUUACAGCGAGCCUUACCACCCCUCUCCCUCUCCCUCCCCUCGCCUGGCCUCCUCCCACAGCAUGGGCACCAACUCCGACCUGGCCUCGGCACUGGCCCAGACUCCGCCCGGGGACGUGGAGGUCUCUGAGGAGGACCUGAGCACGCGCUGGAGGCAGCUGAGCGUCGAUGAACUCAGCAGCUUCUCGUUCCGUGACCUGGGUGGCCGCGUGUCGCCCUACAGCUUCUCAGAGAGGCACUUCGCCAUGGGCCCGGCCAAGGCCAAACAGGGCCCUCUCUAUAGCAGCUUCCAGGAGGGGGACCAUGUCUUCCACAGCUUUGCUGGUCCCCCUUCCCCGAGUCCCAGCCCAAGUCCAAGCCCCAGUCCGAAACUUGGUCUUGGCCAUCGUAAGCAGGAGAAGGGGAUCCUCUACAGGACCAAGCAAGAUAGCCAAGACUCUGAGUGCAGCCUAUUCCUCUCAGUGAGCUCCAAGGAGAAGGAAAGUGUGUCAGGGACUGUGAAAAAGGACUACGUCGACGUCAGCCCCAACAGCUCAGCGGAGUCCUUACAAGCAGGGUCACUGGAGGCCACCGAAAUACAGCACUACCAGAGAGAGAGGCCCAGCUCCAGCUCCAGCACCAGGCCCAGGCCCAGCCUCAAGCCUAGCUCCAGCCCCAGGCCCAGCUCCAGUCAUGGGCCCCGGCCUCGACCCAGCUCCAGCCUGGGCCCUGCACUUCCUGAGAAGACUUCUCCAAGAUACCAAAAAUUUGGCAGCACAGGACUGACUAGGAAGGAUAGUCUGACCAAGGCACAGCUCUACGGAACCCUGCUGAACUGAGUACAAGCUUGUGUUUUCAUGCAUGGUAGUAUUUGACUGUACGUCCCUAAUGUUUCAAGUUGGGAUGGGGUGUAAGUAAAAACAUUUUAUAUGUAAUCUGCCCACAGCACGUACCCCGCAGUCUCGAUUCAACACGAUUGUUUUGAUUUCCAGACGUUAUAAAAGUAGCGUCUCAUCUGCGCCACUGUAUCCAGCUUAAUGGUGUGGGAUCUCAUUACAAGUCCUUCAUGGUGGUAUCUCCCUCCCAGAACCACUGGAGUGUGACUAACGGAGGGUAAACCAGCAGCAGGCGGCACAUUAUACCGCUGGCUCCAAGCAGCAAACAGCCAUGCCAGUCUCGACCGCAUCUGUUCACUGACAAAAUGCAUGUGGAGAGUGUCAACAAGUAUGAAUAAGCAUUUAUAUUUUUUGUUCUGUGAGAGAAACUGGAUACUAUUUUAAGAAUCCCAAAAUACAACAUAUGUCCAACUAGCCACACAGUUUAAUACCGUGCAGAUGUUUUUUUACGUAAAUUUGAGGCAGCUUUUACAUGGACUGUUAGAAAUCUGUUGAUUAUGAUGGACACAAGUGCACAUUUGAGACAAAGGACAUGCAUA